Hevea brasiliensis (rubber tree) is the source of this 3750-nucleotide messenger RNA. RefSeq names its product protein ROS1A. Gene Ontology annotation, molecular function: DNA demethylase activity; 4 iron, 4 sulfur cluster binding; DNA N-glycosylase activity. Gene Ontology annotation, biological process: base-excision repair. Lineage: Eukaryota; Viridiplantae; Streptophyta; Magnoliopsida; Malpighiales; Euphorbiaceae. The transcript has 18 exons. The record is from RefSeq and is a predicted model, not a curated record. Bases 244 to 3684 code for a protein of 1146 amino acids.
UUAGCACCAAAAACUCCAGUGUUGAAACACAAUGCCAACAAAAGACCAAGAAAAGGCAUAGAUGUGAACCAAAGGCCACUAUCCAAAAUCAAGAAGCAUAGACAUAGGCCUAAAAUAGCCGGUCAAGGUAAAUCCAAAAGACUUGUCAAGAAUUCAGCUGAGAACAACAAGGAGAAUAAUGUUAGAAAAACUCAGUCUGAGGAGAAGAAGGAGAAUAGAGAGCAUGUUAGUAAGAAUCAAUCUAUGGAAAAACAAUAUGUUAGAAAAACUGAGUCCAAGAAGAGGCGAAAACCAAGUACCCAACAAACCUCUGUAAUUGUUGGUAUGCAGUCUGAUGUAGGUUCAUUUGGAGGACAUAAGUUGUUGAAUGAUCUUGACUUGUACACAAACUCAUUUAGAUGGAGAAGUCAUGGAAAAAGGUCUGUGAGGAGCAAAAUUGGUUUUCAUCGUGGGUCCUCAUGGGUUCAGCAACUUAAUUUCCCAAAAAGAUGCAAAAGGAUGAGGACCAAGAGGCAGAAGAAAUCAGUUGUGUCCAUCAUGUUAGGUUUUCUCCGCUUGUGUGGUUGGAUGAAAAAGAAAAGAUCAAAAAGAUUUAUUGAAAGAGGAAAUUUUUCUUGGCUUGCUUUAAUUCAGAUGAUUAACAAUCAAAUUCUAAACAUUCCACUCAAUCAAAUUUGUAGUGAAUUUAAAAAAUUGCCAGAUCCUCCUCAAGAAUUAGGCAUUGGUGAGGGAGAAGGAAAAGUUAAACAUGAAAGAAAUGUACCAGAAAGCUCAAUUGAGAUUCCUGUCAGACAAGCUUUAACCAAUGAAGAGCAUGAGAUUCCUAUUUUAACACAAAAUCAUGAGAAAAAGUUAACACAGAACUGCAUUGAAAUUAGACCAUCUCCUGUCAAUUUAAAGUUUCAAGAUGUAAGCUCAUUGAAAAAUAAGGAGCUUCAAGUCGCUGCCAAAUCAAAAGUUUUGGCAGGUCCACUGAAAAUCUUCAACAAAAAGGGUAGUGUUAAUCAGAAAGCUGGGGAUGUGAUAGAGGAGCUUAUUCAUAAAUUUAAGAAGCUAAAGAUCAUUGAUAUAAGUGCUAUAGUUCCCUAUCAGAGUUCUGAUUCUACCAAAAAGACAAAACCAAAGGUUAUUUUGGACUCAGAGACAGCAAGACGAUGGAAUCUGUUGAUGGGAAUAGAUAAUGGUGCAUGUAAAGAAAAUGUAGAUGAAGAAAAACAGAAAAAGUGGGAAGAAGAAAGAAAAAUUUUUCAUGGACGAGUAGAUUCAUUUACUUCCAAAAUGCAUGUAGUUCUUGGAGAUAGAAGGUUCAAACCUUGGAAAGGAUCAGUAGUGGACUCAGUGGUCGGAGUUUUCUUAACUCAAAAUGUUUCAGAUUUUCUUUCAAGUUCUGCAUACAUGUCACUUGCUGCUAAGUUUCCUGUUAAGCCAAGUAAUGAAGAAGCAUCUGUUGAUGACCUAGAGAACAAGAAUAGCCAAGGGUCAACUAAAGCAAGACAAGAUUCAGAUGGUAACCAAUAUUUUAUCAUUGAACCUGAACCAAAAACCCCAGCUGAUAUGGUAGAAGAAACAAGUUUGGUAGAUAUUGAAGACCUUGGAAACACUGCUUUGCCACAAGAAUAUCAUAGACAUAAAAACAAAGUAUGGAGAUGUAAGAACUCAGAAAAUGCAUCAAGAGGGAUGGAGCAUAUGAAUUCAAUAUCAAAAUCAAAGAGGUUAAAUUGCCUCAAUGCUUCCUCUACAUCAACUACUCCAUCUGACUUGGAUGAUUCCUUCGAAAUGUCUUGUUCUUCUUCUAGUGCAUGCCAUAAAAGCUAUAAUUCUGAACUCAUGGAAGGUUGCCGAGCUGAAAAUGUAGUCAAGGAGAAGAUGUCAGAAGCAGAAGUUGAGAUGAAAGGAAAUCCACACACCCAAAGUGAACUGAAUGAAACCGUAUUCAAAACUCUUAAUUUGGUAAUGAAAAUCCGGUGUGCUUUGAGAUCUGUUGAUAAGACUAGAAAGACUACUGGAGGGAAGAAAGAAAAGGUACAAGAGAAAAAAGUAGAAAAGAGUGAUUGGGAUGAUUUAAGAAGAAUGUAUUCCAAGCCAAGAACUAGGGAACAAACAGAUACUGUGGACUGGGAGGCAGUUAGGCAAGCACCCUUAACUGAGAUUGCGGAAAUCAUUAAAGGAAGGGGCCAGCAUACUAUUAUUGCAAAACGAAUUCAGGACUUCCUCAAUCGAGUAGUUGAUUAUCAUGGAAGCGUCGACCUCGAAUGGUUACGAUAUGCACCACCUGAUCUUGUGAAGGCAUACCUGUUGGAGAUACCGGGAUUGGGCUUGAAAAGUGUGGAAUGCGUACAGCUUUUGACACUUGGAAAUAAUGCUUUCCCAGUCGAUGUAAAUGUUGAUCGGAUAUCAGUGCGUUUAGGAUGGGUCCCCUUGGAACCACUUCCUGGAGACCUUCAGUUUCAUCUUUUAGAAGAGUACCCGAUCAUGGAUUCCAUUCAAAAAUAUCUCUGGCCCCGACUAAGCGAACUUGAUCAUAGAACACUGUAUGAAUUGCACUAUCAUAUGAUAACUUUUGGAAAGGUAUUUUGCACAAAGAAAAAUCCAAAUUGCGGUGCUUGCCCAAUGAGAGCUGAGUGCAGACAUCAUGCUAGUGCAGUUGCAAGUGCAAAUAUUGCCCUGCCAGGCCCAGCAAAGAAAGGUGAAGAGAGAUCCAUUGUCCCUAAAAUACCUGUUGGAAACUCUGCUUUAGCUGGAAACGGUGAUGUGGUUGUCAAUCCAAUAUCAGAGUCCCUUUUAGAGUCUGACAAGAAAUUGGAAUCUGAAUUAAGAACACAAAAUUGUGAACCCUUCAUAGAAGAACCUGAAUCACCAAAAAUUGAGCAGGACAUUGAAGAGCUUGCAACUAGUAAAUAUAUCAUUGAUGAUGAAGAAGAGGAAAUCCCUACUAUCAAACUCAACAAUGAUUCUUUCAAGGAAAAUGUACAGCACUUUAUGGACAAGUAUGGGCCAAAUCUCCAAACUGAUAAUUUAUCAAGAGCUUUAGUUCCUAUACCUGUGAAUGUCAAUUCAAUUCCAAUGCGCAAAUUGAAGCAGACUAACCGCUUGCGGACGGAACAUCAAGUCUACGAAAUUCCAGAUAAUCAUGAACUUCUGAGAGGGCUAGAGAAGCGAGAAUGUGAUGAUUCCUUGCCUUUCCUUCUUGCUAUAUGGAGAGCAGGUGAAACUCCAGAUUCCUGUGAACCACCUAAGAAAAGAUGCAGUUCUCAGGGGCCAGAAAUUUGUAAUGAUCUGACAUGCUUUUAUUGUCAAAGUAUUCUGGAAGAUAAAGAUGAAAUAGUUCGAGGAACAAUUCUGAUACCUUGCAGAACAGCAAUGAGAGGAAGAUUUCCACUCAAUGGCACAUACUUUCAAGUUAAUGAGGUAUUUGCAGAUCAUGAAACUAGCUACAACCCCAUUAUUGUUCCUAGGAGUUCAAUAUGGUACCUUAAGAGGAGGACAGUAUAUAUUGGGACAUCACCAUCAGCAAUAUUUAGAGGAAUUUCUUCAAUAACAGAAAUUCAAGAAAAUUUCUGGAGAGGUUUUAUUUGUGUGAGAGGAUGGGAUUCCAAAACACGUCAACCGAAACCUCUUUGCAAGAGAUUCCACUGUCCACCUAGUAAGAUGGACAAGGCGCGAAAAAGGCCCCAAAUUAUAUAGGCACAUUCUCCUUUGUAAAAAAAAGUAUUAUUUAAUGAAUUUAAAUGGUUUAAUGUGUUUUCUCUA